Lepisosteus oculatus (spotted gar) is the source of this 1940-nucleotide messenger RNA. It is a transcript of the gene apol, whose product is annotated as apolipoprotein L. Gene Ontology annotation, molecular function: lipid binding. Gene Ontology annotation, cellular component: membrane; extracellular region. The record is from RefSeq and is a predicted model, not a curated record. NCBI's taxonomy places the organism in Eukaryota, Metazoa, Chordata, Actinopteri, Semionotiformes, Lepisosteidae. Gene Ontology annotation, biological process: lipoprotein metabolic process; lipid transport.
AAAGAGCUGGGCGGCAUCUUGGAGGAGACUCUGGCCGGCCUGGCAGAACUCGAUCCAGUCCUGGAAGCUGUGGGGAAGCUGUCUGUCACCUCCCUGCCUCUGUUCACAGACGAGUACCACCAGGCUGUUGAAUUAAAUGCUCCCGACGUUCCUGUGCCCAUUGCUAUCACUAUCUUAGUCGCGCCUUUCCUGCUUCACUUCCAGAGAAGAGCCAAAGAUCUGUUCCUGCCUGACCUCGCCAACAUAGAAAUGCUCGUUCCCCAGCUAGAAACCUACUUACAGAACGCUGAGGAACUCUGUAAGAAACUAAAAAUAAUGAGAGCACUGGAAAGCAUCCAGCAGCCGGUAUUUCCCCACCUCCACAGUGACCUAACCACUGAGAGCUUGCAAGAGAUGUAUGACCACUUAGAGCAGCUGAAUAAAAUCAGGGAAGAUGAACACCUGAGGAUCACCUUUCUUUUCAAAGACAAUGCGCUGAAGUUCAUUGGCCUGCUCAGUGCCCGAAAUUCCAGAAUGAGGAAGUAUCUGCAGGAGCUGGAGGAGACGGCGAACCUUCUGGACAAAGUGGAGAAGGGCACAGCCAUCUCCAGUGUGACAGGCAGCUCGGUGGGGCUGGUAAGUGGGGCGUUGAGCAUUGCAGGACUGGCUCUGGCUCCUGUCACCGCUGGCUUGUCCCUCCCACUGUUUCUGUCCGGCGUAGUGCUGGGCGUCACCAGUGCAGUUGGCAGCGUUGCAACAGGUGUAACAGGAAUCGCCAUGAACAUCCAGCAAGUAAAGAGAUUCCAAGAAGUGUCAAAGAAUUAUGCAAAAGAUGCAGCUGCCAUAACUGAAUUCAUACAUUCAGUAGCCAGCAAUAAAGGCCAGGGUGUUGACAUAGAUAAUGCCAACGUCGACUAUAAGGCAGUUAUUGAGGCAGCAAAAAUGGUAGUGGGGCUCGUUAGCAUAGGGAAGGGUAUCGACACCAUUGUAGACUGUGCCUCGGCUGUUAAUCUGCUUAAAACUGAAAGGCUUGUUGCCAGUGCUGCCAAAGUGGCGCUUCAGGAAGGCAAGGCAGCACGCAGUGUGCCAGGAGCAGUAGACAUCGUGGAUAUUGGCCGAGCUGCCAAAGGGACCCCACUGGCCCUUUCGAAGGCAGCGAGGGUGGGGUUCAUAGCCGCCAACGCGGUCUUCAUGGGCCUGGACCUGUUCAUUAUCUGCAAAGACAGCGUCGGCCUGGCCCAGGGGAAGAAGAACGAGGUAGGACAAGAGAUCCGGAGGAAGGUGAGGCUUCUGAGAGAUGAGCUGGAUUGCUGGGAGCAAAUCCACAGCUCUGUGUGCAGAGGAAUAUGGAGAUUCAGGAAGAGUCAGGAAAUUCUGCAAAGAUCACUUUAUCCCUCCAAUAACAGUUGAAAGAUCUUGUGUGUAGACAAAACGGCAGGAAAAAUUUUGCUUGACUUGUUAAUUAUACACUAAUAAUAAAGCAGCACCAAUGAAUACAAAAUUUUAAAAAAACUAUUCUAUAGGACAUUACAUUUGCAUGAAAUAAGUAUUAGAUUCUGGGGCCUGUCCUUAUGUAAGCAGUGUGAAUGCUUUAAUUUUCAUUCUUUGUCUCUCUAAACCAGCUGGGUGGACUUUUUCCUCUCACCUUGACUCGUUCUGACGUAGACUCAAACAGAUUUGAUUUAAAAGCUUUCAGAAACAUCCUGCUCAUUCCUCUCCUUAAGCAAAUCGCUGGAUUUGUCCUUGAAAACCCACAUGAGAGCCGACCACAGUUGGGAGCUGACAUUUGAGUGAGUUUUUUUUCUGAAAGACCAACAAAAACGUAAACAAAAAAAAGUGUGACCAUCACGUCUGCAUCUUAUGUCUUACAUCUGUCCUUCAUUCAAAUACAAGUGCCAUACUUUGAGAAUUGUACAGCACAACAGCAAUAAGAAUAAAAAUGUUUUCUUUAUGCAAUUGUA